Molecule: messenger RNA, 366 nt
Organism: Dictyostelium purpureum
Lineage: Eukaryota; Evosea; Eumycetozoa; Dictyosteliales; Dictyosteliaceae
Exons: 4
Coding region: 34-279 (81 amino acids)
Source: RefSeq, a predicted model, not a curated record
AUUAAAACUUAGUAUAAUAAAAAAUAAAUAAAAAUGGCAGGAUUUUGGACUUUAAAACCAGCUCAAACACAAAGUAAUAUUAAAACUUCAAAUGGACAAACAGUUUUCAGAUUUGUAGUUGAUGGUGGUGGUGAAGGUAAUGUUAGAAUUAUUAGUGAUUCUGCUCCACCUGAAAUGUGUGUAUUUCAAAAUGUUAGAGAAAUCGUUAGUGAUUUUAAAGGUGGUGAAGUAACCAUCAUGAAUUUAGGAAGUACAACCAUAACAUGUAGCACCAAUUAAAAGAUAAAAUUUCUUUUUAAAUUAAUUAUAUAAUUUAUUUUGGUUUAAUACAAACAAUAAAUAAAAAAUUAAAUAAUUAUAUGGUAU